AUGAUAACACGGACUGACGACAUCCAAAAGAUAAACAAGUUUUGGGAAUUAGAGGAGGUCCCGCAGACCCACCAACUAUCCAAAAACGACCUAUUAUGCGAAAACUACUACAAAGAAACUACAGUACGUAACGAGGACAGAACAUACACAGUAAGAUUACCGUUCAAAGAUCCUAAUGUGGAAUAUGGAAAUACUCGACAAAUAGCUGUAGCAAGAUUGAUGCAGUUAGAACGAAGGUUUGCUAUGGAUACUAAGUUGCAACAAAAAUACCAAGAAUUUUUAGAUGAAUAUCUAGAAAUGGGUCAUAUGAGGAAAGUACACAAAUCCGACUAUUACCAAGGCAAAUACUAUAUUCCUCAUCAGCCAGUAAUAAAAGAAGAGUCACUAACUACAAAACUAAGAACAGUAUUCGAUGCAUCAACCAAGUCUAGUACGAAAAUAAGCUUAAAUGACAACAUGUUAACUGGUCCCAGAACUCAACAAGAUUUAGUAAUAAUACUAUUACGAUGGCGAAUACAUAAAAUUGCGUUUAUGGCUGACAUAGAGAAAAUGUACCGCUUCAUCAAAGUCAACGACCUACGAGGGGCGUUCAAUGUAUUCUCGGUAUAG
Hyposmocoma kahamanoa is the source of this 609-nucleotide messenger RNA. RefSeq lists its product as uncharacterized. The coding region runs from base 1 to 609 and encodes 202 amino acids. The transcript has a single exon. NCBI's taxonomy places the organism in Eukaryota, Metazoa, Arthropoda, Insecta, Lepidoptera, Cosmopterigidae. The record is from RefSeq and is a predicted model, not a curated record.